CGAACCACCACCAUGUCUCGGCCCCAAGAUGACAGGAAUCAGGAAGCGACAGUGUACUUGGGAAACCUGGACGAGCGGUGUACGGAUGCGCUCAUAUGGGAGUUGAUGUUGCAGGCCGGACCAGUCGUGAAUGUACAUUUGCCAAAGGACCGCAUAUCUAUGGCGCACCAGGGUUAUGGUUUUUGUGAGUUCUUGACCGAGGAGGAUGCAGAAUAUGCCUGCAAGAUUAUGAAUCAGAUCAAACUAUGGGGAAAGCCCAUCAGGGUGAACAAGGCAUCCUCUGACAAGAAGCAACUGGAUGUUGGAGCAAACCUUUUCAUCGGCAACCUCGACGAAAAUGUGGACGAACGUUUGCUUUACGACACCUUCAGCGCGUUCGGCAUGAUGGCCACCACAGCGAAGAUCGCGCGCGACCCACAAACCGGGAAAUCGAAGGGAUACGGCUUCGUCUCCUACACGGAUUUCGAGUCUUCCGAUGCGGCCAUCGAGUCGAUGAACGGCCAGUUCCUCAUGAACAAGGCGAUAACAGUCCAGUACGCGUUCAAAAAGGAUGGGAAGGGCGAGCGUCAUGGAACCCCCGCCGAGCGUCUCCUUGCAGCGCAGGCCCGCAAGAAUAAUGCGCUUCCGGUAGCGGCGCGCCCGCCUCCAGCACCGAUGGGCGCUUUUGGUGCUCGUCCCCCAAUGCCUGGGUAUCCGCAGGGUCCUUACCAAGGGCAAUUUGCUGGGGCACUGGCCGCCGCGCCUCCACCACCGCCCGCUGGCUUCACUCCGCAGCAGACAAUUGUGCCGCAAGGCAUGCCGCAGGGAAUGCCUAUGCCUCCACCUCCAAUGCAAGGCAUGCCGCCCCCGCAGGGUAUGCCUAUGGGCGUCCCGCCUCCGCCGCCUCCCGGUGUCCCGGUCUACAACCCUCAGGCCGGAUUCGCCCCUCCUCCCCCGCCACCUGGCUACGUUCCGCAGGGCAUGCCCGGCAUGAUGCCCCCACCGAUGAUGGGGCCCCCGGGCGGUAUGCCUCCACCGCAGUACAUGCCGCCUCCUCAGCAGAUGUGAAAAGCCCCACAAGGGCGGCUCGCUGUCUGCUCAGACUAGUACCCUGGUUUCUGACUGUCUCAAUCCGGGACGUACUGAGAUCCCUCCACGGCAGGCGGUGUGUUGCGGCCGUAGUACGUCCCCAGAUGACGUAGUGUUGUCAGCUAUCGUGUUGUGUAAUGAUAAUCGCCCUCUAGGCCUC
This is a messenger RNA of Dichomitus squalens LYAD-421 SS1, 1228 nucleotides long. RefSeq lists its product as uncharacterized. Gene Ontology annotation, cellular component: nucleolus; U12-type spliceosomal complex. The transcript has 5 exons. Bases 13 to 1047 code for a protein of 344 amino acids. Gene Ontology annotation, molecular function: RNA binding. Gene Ontology annotation, biological process: positive regulation of mRNA splicing, via spliceosome. The record is from RefSeq and is a predicted model, not a curated record. NCBI's taxonomy places the organism in Eukaryota, Fungi, Basidiomycota, Agaricomycetes, Polyporales, Polyporaceae.